Annulohypoxylon maeteangense is the source of this 291-nucleotide messenger RNA. RefSeq lists its product as uncharacterized. The transcript is spliced from 2 exons. Lineage: Eukaryota; Fungi; Ascomycota; Sordariomycetes; Xylariales; Hypoxylaceae. The record is from RefSeq and is a predicted model, not a curated record. Bases 1 to 291 code for a protein of 96 amino acids.
AUGGACAAGCUUCACCGAGGCUGCGAGCGCAACCUCAAUGAGGGCUGGAGACCGAACAGCUGCAACGGAACCCGCACGGAUAGGGAGAGACAUGCAAAAAUUCGUUCCACGACUUUUAUCGUCGAAUCCCUGGCCGCUAAGACCCCUGUCGGCACCGAACUGUCACUAUGCCCACGGCCUUCUAGAGAUUUUGCCGGUUCAGUGGCGUUGGUUGGAUUAGGAAUUUACGUCGCAACGCGAGUAAUCCCGCGGUAUACUCCAAGCAACGAGCUGCAGGACGUAUCAAUCUGA